This is a messenger RNA of Archocentrus centrarchus (flier cichlid), 4325 nucleotides long. RefSeq names its product FH2 domain containing 2 (gene fhdc2). The record is from RefSeq and is a predicted model, not a curated record. Bases 260 to 3538 code for a protein of 1092 amino acids. The transcript is spliced from 12 exons. NCBI's taxonomy places the organism in Eukaryota, Metazoa, Chordata, Actinopteri, Cichliformes, Cichlidae.
GACCGCAGCGAGUGGAGCGGCACAAGUCAGAGGGACAAAGGCGACAGAACAAAAAUAUAUUGACCGCAUAAAUGCUUCUAGUUGUGGCGCUUGUUGGAGUUUUUGGACUUACCUCACUGGAAAAGUGUGACCUUAAAGUGCAGACUGUGGUUCUUGCUUGAGCCUUGAACGAGAGCUCACUGGAAAAAAAGACGGACUGAGCUGAUCUCGUUCCCCUGCGGUCGCCCCCUCCCUCCCCUCCAACAACCAGCCUGCCUCUAUGCACAUCAACCUGACAGUGGCCGUCAAGGAAUCUCGUGCCUUUCAUGGAACACAGCCUCCCCUUCCUGACGCUGUGGAAGUGACAGCCAUGGAGUCGCGUGCGGCGCUGGUCGCUCCUCCACCGCCUCCCCUAGCACCUCCACCCCCGCCUCCUCCCCCACCACCUCCACCCACACCUUCCUCUUCCUCCUCCUCACCUUUGAGCCGUGCGGAUAGCGCUCGUCGGAGCCGGCUGAGGAAGCUGAACUGGGAGCGCAUCCCCAAAGAGAAGGUGGAGGGCAGAAAGAGCGUGUGGAGCGGGGCGGCCCCAGAUGAAGAGGAGUUCCCCAUAGACCUCCAUUCUCUGGAUGAGCUGUUCGGUCAGAAGGACAGUAAGCCUCAGGACCGAACCAGCACCCUGAGGCGGCGUUCUGCACUGCUGCGCUGCAGAUCCCCUCAGGAUAGCUCAGAAGAGAUCUCCCUAUUGGACUCCAAGCGCAGUAUGAACAUUGGAAUAUUUCUACGCCAGUUCAAGAUGCCGGCUAAGGAGAUAGUUGAGGAUAUCAGGCAGGGCGCUGGAGGCCGUUACGGAGCAGAGAAGCUCACAGAGCUCUGCAAAUUGCUGCCUGACAAUGAGGAGGAGUCUCGCCUGAAGAAGUUCAGUGGGGACCGUAGCUGGCUUGGAGAGCCUGAUCUUUUUCUGCUGCUUUUGGUGGAAGUUCCCAGUUUUCGGCUUCGUCUGGAUGCCAUGAUCCUGCAGCAAGAGUUUGACCCUGCUGUGACCUCUCUGUGUGUGGCAGCCAGAUGUCUGAGAGAGGCAGCCCGAGAACUGCUGAGCUGCCCAGAAUUACACUCCAUCCUUCGCCUGGUCCUCAAAGCAGGGAACUAUAUGAAUGCAGGUGGAUAUGCGGGAAAUGCUGCUGGCUUUCGAAUUUCGUCACUAUUGAAGCUGGCUGACACCAAAGCCAACAAGCCAGGCAUGAAUUUGCUGCAUUUUGUUGCUAUGGAAGCUGUGAAAAAGGACCAGAGUUUACUGUCAUUUCCCAGCCAACUAGGUCAUGUUGGCUCCGCCUCCAGGUUUUGUGAAGAGUCUGUGCUUGAUGACUUGGCCAAGUUAAAAUGCAGAGUUGUGGCCCUCAAGGCAAAUGUACAGACUGAGGCAGAGAUUCAGAAGCAGACACAACCUUUUCUUGAGGUGGCUGAGGAGCGUCUGAAGGAGGCAGAGGAUGAGGUAGAGGGUAUGAGGAUGUCGAGUCAGGCCCUGGUUGAGUUCUUCUGUGAAGAUGAUAGCACUUUUAAACUAGAGGAGGCUUGCAGGGUCUUUAAUUUGUUUUGCCACCGCUUUCAAAGAGCAGUCCAGGAAAAUGCAGAACGUGAAUUGAAAGAGCAGAAACGUCUGGAACGUCAACGUGAGAUGGCAGAAAAGCGGCGCUCUCUGGCCAUUUGCACUGGGCUAGACCUAGGCAUGAGUCUUGCCAGAGAGCCUCCCAGUCAGGACAACCAGGAUGAGCUGGAAAAACUUCUAGAGAGGAAUCUAAGCUACACUUGGAGCCGUCGUAGUCUUAGAAGCUCUGAUUCCCGCAGAUACCCUCACAACGACACCCAUCUACACAACUCAGCAGUGUUCAAGAGCUUCCCUGAGUUGGGCAGCAGCCCGACAUCAACCAGUUAUCACUCAAACAGCUCUUCUGACCAUGAGACCUCUGCUGCUCUCUGCAGCUCUCCAGAGACUGAUGGCACAUGUUCCCCCACUGACCGAGGCCCCAUCCUUGGCCGAGGGAGCAGGGGUCAGCGCAGCCAAGAGACAAACUUGAGCACGGAAGCAGCGACGUUUAGUCGUUCACAGCAUGAAAGUGACUCUGUGGUGAAACAACGUGGACCUGAGAACAUUUCUUAUGUGAGACAAAGCCAAUCCAAGUCAACGAGAAUUGAAAAAGAAGUGGAUUUUUCACAGGAACACAUGGCUUUGGUAAACCGUUCCUAUACAGACUCUGCUGCUAUGAAUAGCGCACCAACCCAGUGUAUUAAAAACAGAACUUCCACUUACAGGCACAAUUUUGGCCUGCCAGUAAUAGCCAGUGAUCGGUCUCUUCACUCCAAGUCUGACGACUCUCGUGUCAAUGAGGAGUUACAACAGGCUACUCAUAUAAGUGGAAUACAGUCAUGUAGUGACAACAGUGCUGGGCUCAUGCGGUACUCAAGAUCUGAGACCAAAUCACAGUCAUCUGUAAAAGCUCCAGUGGAGGGCCAGUCACAACCACAGACAAGAGACACACCCUCCAUUGAAGCAAGUACUGUGACUCCUUUGCCUGAUGCAGUUUUAACGAACCGGACACACACGGACGUGGUGUCCACACCUGUGGAGGAGAAUUGGAUGCCCUCCAGUCUACCAGAGUUUAGCCAGUCACAGCCAGAAGAGGACCCUGAGUUGCCAAGUACUGAGAGGGAAACAGCAAGGGCAUAUUCCCGUGUCGGUGAAACGCUGGAAUGCCACACCUUGGUGAAAGGCCUUCGAUCCUAUGAUGCCUUGUCACCCCCAGCCUCACCACUCCCACGACCCUUACCAAGCCUCUGCUCCAAGUGGAGGAAAGAAAGGGAGGUUGACCUUCGAGAGGGGUCGACUCCACCGUCUCCGCCAUCAAAGGAAGAGACUCGCACCAUGAAAAUCCCUGUGCGCAGUGGCAUUGGAGCCAAGAGGGGACUUGUAUCACGUGCAGGUCCUUCCAGUAGCACAGGCAUUCCCAGAGUGCGCUCUAAAACCGAGCCUUCAAGUGGAAGCCCGUCCCCUACAAUCACAUCCACCCCUACCUGCCUGACUAGUCCUCGUAGUGCAUCAAUGCGUUCGUCUCCAAUCUCUCGAGCAGCCGUUGUACAGGCAGAGGUGAAACGAAGUAAUAGCACGCGGGAGAGAACUAUAAGUGUGACACAGGUUCCAGGGAAGGCCACCCUGACCCGCAGGACUUCAGACAGAUCUCUACCGGAGAAGGCCUCUGGCAGCACCCAGCCAGCUUUCAUCAGAGGGACUCCUCUCCGUGUUUCCAAACGUCUCGCUCCAAACUCUGAGUCUCAGGUUCCCUGCCAGCCUAGCACUGCCCACAGCCCAUCAUCCACCACAGCCAAGACCAUACGUACAGCAGUCAUAUCAGCAGCCCGAAAUAAAACCGCCAAGACAACAAGCACAAGCCCCACUCCUGCUAGCUCUAAAAUCCCAACCGCUUCAAGGAUAUCUGGCCCCAAAAUUCCUCGAGGUGCUGGCACCACCGCUGCUGCUGCUGCUGCUCAGCCACUGUGGAGGUGAUGGAAAAGAAUACAUGCCUGCUCAGACUUCUCCUGCCUUUACAGUUCUGUGACUAUUCCCAGCUCUCCGUCAACUGUAGUUCAUCAAAAUUUGACUUGUGUGAAAUGUAUGUUUAGCCUGAGUGCUUAGUUCUUCAUAUGCAAAAGGACAAUGUAUUGGGAGCAUCAGGGAUACUUUCUCUUGUGUUUCACCCAGUAUGAUGAUAGUGGAUUGUCUACAGUCUACCUCUUUUUACACCCAUUUGUGUCCUUUGCAGGCAACAGGACAGCAAAACUGCAUCUUCAAUUGUAGAAUAGGUUGAUGCUUAAGUCACGGUAAUAAAAUGCUACCAGGUGAACACGACUCAGUGCCUAGUACGUACAAGUGUGCUGCCGGAAGUGCAAUUUGGCGAGCCCUUUCAGUCUCUUGCACGGAACAAAACAUUUUUUUUGUUUGUGGUUUUUUUUUUUGUUUUGUUUUGUUUGUUUGUUUUAGGAACGCGUCCAAAUGUUGUGAAUACUGUGACCUCUCUGUUAAGUGAUCAUUGUGUUCUCGAACUUGGCUGUCUUACAGUCCUCACUGAACUCGGUACAAUAUUGAAUUGUUCAUCCUCUUGUUGAGAGGCCUCAUCAUUCUGAUGCACUUUACAAAUAGAAGAAGAGGCUGUUAGGGGGAUUAUUUUUUUUUUUUUUGGCAUGUUUAUUUUAUAUCAAAAGAUUCUAUAAAUUUAUUGAACAGCAGUGGUUGUUAUUCACUGUAUUAUACGGUUUUGUAAAUAACAGAAGAUAAAUAAAGAUGGCGAUGUGAA